AUGGCCCUGCCUCUUCCCCCAGGGCUGGUGCCUUCAGAGGUUGCCUUUUUGUGCGAGAUGGAGCUUGUCACGGUCGUUCCGAGACAAAGAUUGGAGAGCAUUGAUCUUCUUACUGGCCAAACACCCCAACUCCAUCCGCCUCGAAGAACCAAUCUUCCCCUCUGGCUAGCCCUGCUCCUCAAGAAACAACGCCGAGCCAACAUUGUGCCCCCGCCAUGGAUGCAUCCCGACUCCCUUCGCGAUGUCAUCCACCACGAAACCAAGAUCGAUACCAAGGGAUGGGCACCGCCACCUCCGCCGCCUACCCGUGCUGAUUCUCUCGGAAACGCGAAACGGAUCAAUUCCCUCUCCGGCAAGGAAACUCUUCUUUCCCCGCCGUUUUUACCGUCCUGUACGGCGGAUGCCCCGUCUGGUGCUUUGCCGUAUCACUGGUUCGAGCUGGCAGAGAUGCUUCUCACGCACGCGGGUGACGAUAUUGUUUCGGCGUCAGAGGUGCGUUCCUUGUUGAGGGACCUGCAGGAAGUUCGGGCGGCGAAGAUGAGGAGCAGUACGGCGCAGUUGGAGAGUGGUGUUGAUGGAGUCAUGAGCCUGAGGGGCGUGGGGGCCAUGGAGUUGGCUGAGAGUAGGGGAUUUGUUACUGGGGUUGUGGAGGGCGUGAGGAAGAUUGGGGCGAGUGGUGAGGCUGUGAGGAGAGAGGAGGAGGAGGAGAGAGGUGUUGGUGAUGAUGAUGAACCCAGUGAUGAUGAUAUGGGAUUAUGA
Molecule: messenger RNA, 759 nt
Organism: Pochonia chlamydosporia 170
Lineage: Eukaryota; Fungi; Ascomycota; Sordariomycetes; Hypocreales; Clavicipitaceae
Product: GINS complex, subunit Psf2, subgroup
Exons: 2
Coding region: 1-759 (252 amino acids)
Biological process (GO): double-strand break repair via break-induced replication; DNA replication
Cellular component (GO): nucleus; GINS complex
Source: RefSeq, a predicted model, not a curated record